This is a messenger RNA of [Torrubiella] hemipterigena, 3794 nucleotides long. The record is from the annotation of a GenBank genome assembly. NCBI's taxonomy places the organism in Eukaryota, Fungi, Ascomycota, Sordariomycetes, Hypocreales, Clavicipitaceae.
CAAUCCACCUCAUGUCCUCCUUUGCUCACGCCCGGCGGACGAUCCGUCUCUCUUCUAUUCCAGUCUCUCGGCUUCCUCACCUUUAUCGACGGCUCGAGACGGUGUCGCUUAUUGAGUGUGUACAGCAUAGCGCCCAUUGUAGCCGAGCCCGAUUUGCUGCAAAGCUUGACGCAGCCGCUUCUCCUCCUUCCCCCGCAACCUCCCCCCUCAGACGGCAUUCGUCACCAUGCCGUCCAUCCUCAACGAUGACGACAAGGACACCGUCAAGCGCUUUGUCCCCAAGCAGUCCAACAAGAUCCAGGCUGUUGCCGUCGCAAGACUCUAUGUUGCCCAUCCGGAUCCUACUAAGUGGACGUAUACGGGGCUUCAGGGCGCUGUUGUCCUAGCUAAUGACUUGGUUGGCAACACGUACUGGCUGAAAAUGGUGGAUAUUUCGCCUUCCAACCGAGGCGUUAUCUGGGACCAAGAAAUCUUUGACACAUGGCACUACAACCAGGACCGAACCUUUUUCCAUACAUUCGAGCUCGAAGAGUGCCUUGCGGCCCUUAGCUUCGUCGACGAAAAAGAGGCCAAGCAGUUCCGAAAGAAAAUGGACGACCGAGAGAAGAAUGCCAGCAGAGCGACGCGAUCCACGCCAUUCGGAGGCGGCGCACAACCCCAGAAACCUAGCCUCCUCGGUGGCCUGUUUAGCAGACACUCGUCAUCAUCUGCUGCACCGGAGCCUCCCAAGGCGCAUGCUCUUCCGCAUCCUGGCGCCGGAAUGAAUGGUGGCCAGCCGCAUUCUGACUUCCCUCUUCUUGAUGCUUUUGAUCCGCUCUGGCGCGAACACUUUGGCAAGGAUCUUAGCGACAAGGGCCUGACUGACGACUUCAUUCGCGAAAACCAAGAAUUCAUUGUCGACUUUCUCCGCGAAGAACAGCAAAAGGUUCCUUCACACAACGCUCCGCCAGCACCUCCACCUUCUCGACCGAAUGGUAAUGAUUCGCGAGGCGGACGAGCGCCCCCUCCACCACCGCCUCCUGGAGGUGCAUCUACCGGCAAGAAGGGCGGCCCUCCGCCACCUCCGGCCCCGAGACGCGGAGGCAAGACGGAUGCCGCACCGGUCGAGCCCCCUACGCCUCCAGAAGCUACUCGGCCCAAGUUCAGUGCCCCCCCUCCAUUGGCCGAUGCUGGAAGAUUUGCGCAUGUUGUCGAAGAGCCCAAGCGGCCAGCCGCGCCGACAGCAGCCGCCCCGUCCGCCGGACCACCGCCUCCUCCCCGACCAGCCAAGACACCUCUUGAAAUCGAGAACGAAAGCCAUAAGUUCAACGUUCCUCCCUCCUUUAGUGGCCAACGUCUUCCACCUCCUACACCAUCACGGGGUGCCGUGCCUCCGCCGCCUCCUCCUAGAGUCAGCGAUGCGCCCCCGUUGCCUCCAAAGGUACCACCUGGCGGCGCGCCUCCUCCUCUGCCCCCAUCAAACAGUCGACCAAUGCCUCCAGCACCUGGUGUUGGUGCACCUCCUCCACCUCCUCCACCUCCUCCACCUCCGCCACUACCUUCGUCCGGAGCUCCUACCGGCGGUCCUCCUCCUCCACCUCCACCAAUGCCGAGUCGCGACUCUGGGCCUCCUGCCCCUCCUCCCAUGCCGAACCGAAAUUCGGGAGUCCCUCCUCCUCCUCCUCCUCCUCCACCAAUGCCAAGUCGCGACUCUGGGCCUCCUGCCCCCCCUCCUCCCCCUCCGGGUGGUGCACCAGCUCCAUCACUUCCCGCCGCCAACGCCGGACGAUCUGCUAUGCUUGGAGACAUUCAAAAGGCUGGAGGCAUCAUGUCUCUCAAGAAGGUUGACAAGAGCGAGAUCAGAGAUCGCAGCUCCGCGCAGACUGGCGGCGCUGGUGAUUCCGUUGCUUCGGCUGCUGCUACCGGCGCAGCUGCUGGAGCAGGCGGUGGCAUGGCCGACGCGCUGGCGCAAGCCCUCAAAGCUCGCAAGGAUAAAGUUAGCAAGAGUGAUGACGAGGACGACGGCGAUGAUUGGGACUAAGUAUACGACAAAAAUACAGUUAUGCUAGCGACUAUUUGCUGGAUGCUGGGCGACGUCAUUCUCUCCUAAUAGCCUUGUAUUGAGAUGCGGAGAGUGUUUCGUCGCAGGCCGUGUAUAAAAUAAUGCCAAAACCGGUACAUGUGGACUACGGAUGCUAAAGCAAUGGUGAAAAAUGUGGCAUGGGAUAAUGGUGCUCUUGGAUUGGCCUGGAAGGAAGAAGGGUUAGGAAGGGUACAUAUAUAAAACAAUGGAAUGAAUAUCAUGUUGAUCAAGAUGUUGUCUAGAGUCACGCGAUACUAAGCAAGGUGGUUUGGACAUGUUGGUUUAAUGAUCAGAACACCAAAGUUUUAUUUGGUUUUUUUUGUUAUUAUUCUUCUUUGAAUUUUAACAGAGUUUUGUUUUUCGACGAGCCGCGACGUCUCUCCCACCACGGCCCAUCCAAGCUUACACCCCCAACUACUGUCGUGGGACCAGCCACACAUCCUAGCUAGAAGAACCCUAAAUAAGAAUGCAAGAAAGCGGCUGGUUUGAGAGAGAAGACAGCCUAGUAGAGUAUUGAGUUGUACUGCGCACACGCACGUUUGCGGGGAACCAAGCGAGAGCGCAGCGUGGUUGUGAAGGUGCAAGGAAAGAAAGAGCAAGAACAAAGACAAACACUAAGGGGCUCCAAGAGACUUUGUCAAGGAAGCCGCCGCUUUAGAUGUCGUCAAUGUCAAUCUCCUUGGCCUUCUCCUCAUCAGAGUCGUCCUCGUCAUCGGAGUCGGCAUCGCCGAAUUCGAAGUAGGCCUCGCCCUCCUCGCCCUGGCCGAACUGUUCGGCUUCAUUGAUCUUGGCGUGCUCGGGGAGCUCACCGUAGGACUUGAGGGUACGGGCUUCGUCGGCAGUGUACUUGAGGAUAACAUCGCCCUUGUCGUCCUGGAAAUCUCUCAGGGAGAGAAGGAUGAUGUCACCCUGGUUGAUCCAGACCUUCUUGCGCAUCUUGCCACGGAUCUACAGAAACAUGUUAGUAAACUAGUAAACUACGUAGUGAAAGGAAAAGAGGCUGCUUUAUGUUCGGUGCACGUGCGGCCGUAUAAAAACGCGCCGCAGGUCGUUUUGCGCAACGGGAUCGAACAGCGGCGAGAGGGGCGAGACGUACGUUACCGAGACGCUUGGUACCGUCGAAGCAGAGGGCCUCGAGACGGCCGUUACCCAACAUCUUGACGACCUGGGCGUACUCCUGACCAUCCUCCUUGAAGGUCAACUCACGACGCUGAUCGUCGUUCUCCUUGGUACCUCUUCUUCGGUUCUUGCCACCCUAUAAGACGGGAAAAAAAAGAAAUAUUGUUAGCAGAACUGUUUACGGUAUGGAAUAGCUGCUAGUUGGCUUCGGGGUAUCAUCAUCGUCGCUACAUUCGAGGCAUAUGACGCGUCGAGAAGCGCGGCGAGGAGGGGUUAUGGCGGGGGCGGGGAAAGUCGAGGCAGGGGGGGCGAGAUGCUGGCUGAGGAGAGAAGGGGGGAAAUAGAGACGUACUUUUCCCUUGUUCUUAGGCAUCUUUGCGUCUGUUUCUUCGCUGCGGGGAAGAAAAGCCGGCCUUUUAAUGUGUUGGUUUUGGGGGGGAGUGUUUUGUCGCGAGAAAAGAAGAAAGGGAGCGGAAAAGAGGGCGGGCGAAAUUUGGUGGUUUUGUGCAAGAAAAAACCAGGCAAAGGCAAGGCCGGGCGUCUCCACAGCGCCAAACGUUUGGGCGGCAAGGCAGCUCAACAGCCACUGUAGCAGGUGUGCUGUAAGGGAGAG